Molecule: messenger RNA, 2276 nt
Organism: Phlebotomus papatasi
Lineage: Eukaryota; Metazoa; Arthropoda; Insecta; Diptera; Psychodidae
Product: calmodulin-A-like
Exons: 7
Coding region: 677-1453 (258 amino acids)
Cellular component (GO): myosin II complex
Molecular function (GO): calcium ion binding; enzyme regulator activity
Source: RefSeq, a predicted model, not a curated record
GAUGCUUUAAGCCAGUUGCCGCCCUCUCGUACGGUAGGACACAUCGCACCAACAAUUUUCCCAUCGCGACUCAUUUUUCUCCAAAAGUUGUAUUAACCUGGAAUUUCCUCAGACAUAUAUAGUGAAAAAAAAAUAAUACAACCAUUUUCCUCUACGCAUUCAGUAGAUUUCCAACGGUGCGGCAUCCAUUCCCAUCAAAAUAUUCCCUAUUCCAGAUAAUUUCAUCCAUGAAAAUCAAAUUUAUUUGUGCUAUACCGAAUCCUUACAUUUUUGAUCUGCCUGAUUUUGUGCAACAAGUAAGAUUAUUGCAUUUUCCACAUCCAUAGGCAAUUGUGUGCCAAGAAGGAGCUGUGUGAAAAAUUUACUGCCUCUUGUACAUAGAGAUAAGGUGUGAUAGACAGCAGUGGAAAGGCGUAUCUUUGAUAGUUCACUUUCUUUUUCUACUCCACCUAAGAGUGUGCUAUAUUUUUGCUAUACUCCUGUAUUUUCGUAUGAAGUGAGUGUUGGUGCUAAAAGAGGAAUUUACGUGCAUCUCAUUUAAUAUAUUUCCUAACAAGUGAGCGAGAAUUCUACGGUGAUAACUUAAGGACGAGUAUCAGGAAGUGCAAUUUGUAUAUUGCAUUAUCUCACGAGAGUAUAAAUUACUAACGGCUGAAGGAAUUUCAACGCACAAACAAUGAAGACCUCAUCAUUUUCACUUCGUGUCAUGAGAAGGGCCCGGAACAAGCCUGCUGACGGAAGUGGUCAUUUGCGGCAAAGCUCUGCGCAACGAGAAAAAACCCCAUCUGGACAGAGAGGUGCUCCUGCAAAGGCCACUGCACAUUCGGUCAAGGGACCAGCACCGGCCAAGCAGCAAGCUGGAGGUGGAAAGCCCGGAACUCCAAAGUCAGCAUCGCAGCAAAAGGUGGCCGUUGCAGUUCCGCCACCACCGCCUCCAGCUUCCAAGAAGAAGCCCAAAAAGAAGCAUCAGCAGCACGAUUUGAUUGUCCGUAUCGAUUUGACGGAAUAUGGACUAUCGGAAGAGCAGGUUGCGGAAUUCAAAGAGGCAUUCAUGCUUUUCGACAAGGAUGAAGAUGGCACAAUUACCAUGGCAGAAUUGGGUGUCGUGAUGCGUUCUCUGGGCCAACGUCCAACUGAAACUGAACUACGUGACAUGGUGAAUGAAGUGGAUCAGGAUGGAAAUGGCACGAUAGAGUUCAAUGAGUUCCUCCAGAUGAUGUCAAAGAAGAUGAAAGGUGCCGAUGGGGAGGAUGAACUCAGAGAGGCGUUUAGGGUGUUUGACAAGAACAACGAUGGACUCAUCUCAUCGUCUGAAUUGCGCCAUGUUAUGACGAAUUUGGGUGAGAAGUUGUCUGAAGAGGAGGUUGAUGACAUGAUCAAAGAGGCAGAUUUGGAUGGUGAUGGCAUGGUUAAUUACAAUGAGUUUGUCAUGAUACUUACUGCGAAAAACUAGUGCAAACUUUGCUAUCGUCGAGCUGGUAAAAAAUCAAGAAGUAAAAGCAAAGUUAAAAGUCUCGACGAUACGAAAAAGGACAAGUAAACAUUUUUCUCAAAACUCUUUUUAAUUAAAUUUUGUGGUGGUUUCCAACAUCAAACCAACACUUUCUGGUGAGUUCGAAGAGGAAUUUUUCACUCUUUACCCUGAAGAGCAACUAAUUUAAUAAAAAUUAGGGGCAAUCCCUAUUAUUUAAUUAUUUUGAAUUCUAACGUUCAACCAAAUACUUCCUUGUAAUUGCCAUAAAAAUGUUAAUUGCGGACUUUUUUUUUCGUUCGUUGAAUAUUUUAUUAUUAGCACAUGGAAAUGAGAACACGGCUCCUGUCCGACCAAAUUAGUGCUAAUUUGUAUAAGGUGCAGUUUUCUAUUUGCUAGAAAAGAACUAUUCUUUAAAAAAAAUCAAGUAGAGGGAUUGUUCUACAAAAAACACUCAAUCUUUGGAUAUCGAAAAAAAAAUUUAGUGACUGAGACGAUUCUCAUUUAAACAACAAACAUAUUAUGAAUAUUGCUGUUAUUAACAAAUCUUAUCAUAAUGAUUAUGUUAUAAUACGUAUGCAUUGUGUGAAUGUACUGUGUCAUCAAUAGCAUAAGAAAAUCGUCUACAAACUCUAAUAAGACAUGAGUAUAAAAUCCUACAUGUUCUAUAUCUCAAAACUUAUAAUCAAAUUAACAAGAAAAUCCGCUAAAACAUAUGAAUAUGUUAUUUAAUGUUAGGAGCAACGCCUAUAUCCCUGAAAAAUGACGCGAUCAUCAGUCAUCUAAAAGUUUUAAAAUAAUAAAA